CUGGAGAGCUCGGAGCAGAGCCGCGAGAUGGACUCGGUGGUCUUUGAGGAUGUGGCUGUGGACUUCACCCUGGAUGAGUGGGCUUUGCUGGAUUCUAUGCAGAAGAACCUCUACAGAGAUGUGAUGCUAGAAACUUUCCAGAACCUGGUGUCAGUGGAUUAUGAAACACUGCUUAAAGCCAGUGGGUUGGUUUCUCAACAGGAUAUGCAUGAGAAAAAAAAAUCUAAUGAACAGAAAAUGGCAAAAUUCACAAAAAAUCAUUCUUGUGCCUACAUCUUAGAAAAAAAUUGGGAAGACCAUAGCACUGAAGAUCAGCAUGGAAACCAUGCAAGACAUCUGAGAAAUCCUGUGACAGGCAGAUUCUGUGAAAGUAAUGAAAGAAAUCAGCACAGAGAAACGUGCAGCCGGUUUCCCCAUUUUAAUUUCUGCAAGCAUGUUUCUACUGGAGUAAAACUCUAUGAAUGCACCAAGUGUGGAAAAGGCUUCAUGCAUCUUUCUUCCCUGAAGAGGCAUGUCAGAUCUCACUGUGUACAAAAACCACAUCCGUGUCAAGAAUGCAAGCAGGCUUGCGUUUGUCAUGCACACCUAAGAACUCACGCUGGAGAGAAGCCCUAUGGAUGUAAAUUAUGUGGGAAAACCUUUCCUUAUUUCUACUCCCUCACUCAACAUAUCAGGAUUCACACUCCAGAGAAAAACUAUAAAUGCAAGCAAUGUGGGAAAACCUUCCACGAGUUCUCCAGUCUUACUAGGCACAUGAACACUCACACUGGGGAAAAGCCAUAUAUGUGUAAGGAAUGUGGGAAAGCCUUCAUUUAUUCCUCAGUCUUUCAAAGACACACGGUAACACACACUGGGGAGAAGCCCUAUGAAUGUAAGUUAUGUAGAAAAGCCUUUCACCAUUCUUACUCCCUCACUCAACAUGAGAUUCACACGUCAGAGAAAACCUACGAAUGCAAGCAAUGUGGGAAAACCUUCCACGAGUUCUCCAGUUAUACUGGGCAUGUGCGAACUCACACUGGGGAAAAGCCAUACAAGUGUAAGGAAUGUGGGAAAGUCUAUCCCUCAGUCUUUCAAAGGCACAUGAUAACACACACUGGGGAGAAGCCCUAUGAAUGUAAGUUAUGUGGGAAAAAGUUUCGACGUCCCUACUCCCUUGCUCAACAUAAAAAGAGACACACAGCAGGGAAAACCUAUGAGUGCAAGCAGUGCAGCAUAGCCUUCCACGAGUUCUCCAGUCUUACUAGACACGAGAGAACUCACACUGGGGAGAAGCCAUAUAAGUGUAAGGAAUGUGGGAAAGCCUCCAUUUAUCCCUCUACCUUUUGAAGACACAUGAUAACACACACUGGAGAGAAGCCCUAUAAGUGCAAACAGUGUGGGAAAACCUUCAGUUAUCCCCAGUCUUUCCAAAGACAUGAAAACACUCACACUGGAGAAAAGCCCUAUGAAUGUAAGGAAUGUGGGAAAGCCUUCAGUUGGCCUGAAACCUUCCGAGUACAUGUGAGGAAGCACACUGGGGAGAAGCUGUAUAACUGUGAGCACUGUGGGAAAGUUUUCAGUUCCCCCAAGUCCUUCCAGGGGCAUGUGAGAACCCACGCUGGAGAGAAACCUUACGAGUGUAAACAGUGUGGAAAAGCCUUCAGUUGGCCCUCAACCUUUCGAGAACAUGUGAGAAUUCACACUGAAGAGAAACUGUAUAAAUGUGAGAAUUGUGGGAGAGCCUUCACUUCUUCCAGAUCCUUUCAAGGCCACAUGCGCACCCACACUGGAGAGAAGCCUUAUGAAUGUGCACAAUGUGGGAAAGCCUUUAGUUGGUCCUCAUCCUUACAAAAGCAUGUGAGGAUGCACACUGGAGAGAAACCCCAUAAAUGCAAACAAUGCGGGGAAGCCUUCAAGUGGCCCUCAUCCUUUCGAAACCAUGUGAGAAUGCACAUUGGGUAGCAGCUCCAGAAAUGCAUGUAAUAUUUGAGUUGGGUCAUGCUUUCUAGAGAGAAAUUCCAUAAUUGUAAGUAAUGUUGGAAAAUCUUGCACUAAUUCAUGUAUCAUACUGCAGGAAGGAAAUAUAGAAGUUAUAAAUAUGGUACUGUUUGUCACUACCUCAUUUAAAAACGGA
Callorhinus ursinus (northern fur seal) is the source of this 2113-nucleotide messenger RNA. The record is from RefSeq and is a predicted model, not a curated record. Lineage: Eukaryota; Metazoa; Chordata; Mammalia; Carnivora; Otariidae.